AUGGUGCUUACGGUUCUCCUCUUGGUGCUCCUGGCCGGCCUCGCUGGCUCGAGCCCUCCGCCGGAGCCUGUGGUCUGUGCCCGCGGCACGGCCGACUGCACUGUCUCCAACGCGUUCGGCUCCUUCCUGGACCGCACCGUCUGCCGCGCGGCCAACGCCACCUUCCCGCGCACCGAGAAGGAGCUGGUCGCGGCCGUGGCAGCCGCGUCGGCGGCCAAGCGCAAGGUGAAGGUGGCCACCAAGCACUCCCACAGCUUCCCCAAGCUGGCCUGCCCCGGCGGCAGCGAUGGCACCAUCAUAAGCACGGAGCGGCUCAACCGGGUGGUAAGCGUCGACGUCGCCAAGGGGCUUAUGACGGUGGAGAGCGGCAUGGUGCUCCGGGACCUCAUCCAGGCGGCCGCCGCGAAAGGGCUCGCGCUGCCGCACUCGCCGUACUGGUCAGGGCUCACCAUAGGAGGCCUGCUGGCCACGGGCGCGCACGGCAGCUCGCUGUGGGGAAAGGGCGGCGCCGUGCACGAGUACGUGGUCGGGAUGAGGAUCGUCACGCCAGCGCCGGCCAGCCAAGGGUUCGCGGUGGUACGGGAGCUCUGCGCCGACCAUCCUGACCUCAACGCCGCCAAGGUCUCCCUUGGCGUCCUUGGCGUCGUUUCCCAGGUUACAUUGGCAUUGCAGCCGAUGUUCAAGCGGUCGGUGACAUUUGUGACACGUGAUGACUCAGACAUGGCGGAAAAGGCGGCCAGGUGGGGCGACCUCCACGAAUUCGGCGACAUGGCGUGGCUACCACAGCUCCGCAAGGUCAUUUACCGCGAGGAUGACCGUGUGGCCAUCAAGACGGUGGGCGACGGCCUCAAUGACCACCUAGGAUUCCGCUCCAACCCGACGGCCCCGCUCAUUAGCGGCAGAGUCACAAUGGAGCUUCUCGAGAAGAACAUCAAUGCCAUCGCCCGGUGCAAGGCGGCAAAUGCGACGGUAUCGCUAUUCGAGACAGUAGCAUACGGUUUCACCAACAACGGUAGCAUGUUCACUGGGUACCCAGUGGUGGGCUUCCAGCACCAGAUCCAAGCAUCUGGCGCAUGUCUUGGUAGCCAAGAAGAUGCACUCCUCACCUCAUGCGCAUGGGACCCACGCAUCCGGGGAACCUUCUUCUACACCAAUGGCUAUAGCAUCGCGCUCUCUAGGGUACCAGCGUUCAUCGCCGACAUGCAACAGCUACGUGACCGUAGCCCGCUAUCCUUUUGUGGAAUCGACGCCAGUGUGGGUAUGCUCCUCCGCUACGUCAAGGCAUCCUCUGCCUACCUCGGCAAACCAGAGGACUCAAUCGACUUCGAUAUAUCCUACUACCGGAGUUACAGCAAGGGCGAGCCCAACCCGCACUAUGACGUGCUCGACGAGCUCCAGCAGAUGGCGCUGCACAAGUACAGCGCUAUCCCGCACUGGGGCAAGAACCGCAACUUUGCCUUUGAAGGCACAAUGGCCAAGCACCCCAAGGCAGACAAGUUCCUGGAGGUGAAGCAGAGGUAUGACCCUGAUGGGAUCUUCUCUAGUGAGUGGAGCGACCAGGUUCUCGGUAUCAAUGGGAGCCCGGCCAUCUUCGAGAAGCAUUGCGCCAUCGAGGGGAUGUGCAUCUGCUCAGAUGACUCACACUGUGCACCAGAGGAGGGCUACUACUGCCUCCCAGGGAAGGUGUACACGGACGCGAGGGUCUGCUCGUUCCAACCCGCUUUCUGAUGUGUUUAGAAGGAUACUUUUGUGAACAUGAUGUUUUCCCUUUCCUGGUUCAUUGUGGCAUGUGGUGACAAAAAUAAAUCUUGUCCAAUGUGAAGUUGCUUCUUCACCAGGACGGAUGUUGGUUGGUUUGAUACAAUAGUGUUUUCCAUUUUGGUUUAUGUUUUGUUGUAACUCUGUUAUGUUAUCCUUCGAUGCAAUCCUGAUCCCAAGUUAA
This is a messenger RNA of Aegilops tauschii subsp. strangulata, 1942 nucleotides long. RefSeq names its product L-gulonolactone oxidase 2-like. NCBI's taxonomy places the organism in Eukaryota, Viridiplantae, Streptophyta, Magnoliopsida, Poales, Poaceae. Gene Ontology annotation, molecular function: D-arabinono-1,4-lactone oxidase activity; FAD binding. The record is from RefSeq and is a predicted model, not a curated record. Gene Ontology annotation, cellular component: membrane.